Molecule: messenger RNA, 878 nt
Organism: Trachemys scripta elegans
Lineage: Eukaryota; Metazoa; Chordata; Testudines; Emydidae
Product: ribonuclease-like
Exons: 2
Coding region: 84-509 (141 amino acids)
Molecular function (GO): nucleic acid binding
Source: RefSeq, a predicted model, not a curated record
GCUCAGGAGAGGCUGGGAUCCAUCGCUCCAACAGCAGUGAAGGAACAAGGACUUGGCAGGUCAAUCCAGCGACAGACACAACCAUGGCUCCAAGCGGACCCCGCCCUGCGCUCCUGCUGACCCUCGCACUGCUGGCUGCCUGUGUGGCUCUGACCCUCGGGCAGAGGUGGAACCCGCUGAAUGACAUAUUCCGGAUAGAACACGUGGACUUUCCCAAGACCGUCGCCACCAACAACAACGCCUACUGCAACAGGAUGAUGUGGGACCGGGUGAUGUACUGGAAAUACACCAACACCUUCAUCCAUGCGACAGCCGAGAACAUCAGCAAAGUCUGCACGACAGAUGGGGUAGCCAGCGGGCCCUACCGGUACAAGAGCACGAGUCCCUUCAACAUCACCACCUGCACAUUUAACCCCUGGAGCAUCUCUUACACCGGGAUCAGCGCAGAACAAAAAAUCGUCAUCUCUUGCUGGCGUGAUCUCCCUGUUUUCUAUGUGAAGAGCAUAUAAGGCUAGCACUAGGCGCCGAGGGCAAGCAGGAGACCCCGCUUAUUCCUCCAAUCCUGCUCUGGCUCUUCCAUACCUGUCCCUGCACCCGGCUCCUCACCUACCUCUGAAUACAGGUUAAAUUGUACAGGUGUUUCCACCCUCUGCUGCCCCCUGUCAUCUCCCCGCUGCCAGAAAUAGUGUCCAUCUCAAACUCUGUCAUUUAUUUAAGAACUACCUGCCAGUUUCACCCUGCUGGUGUUGCGAAUUCAGUCUAAGAAUGGAUAAUCCUCACAUUCAUCAUGUUAAGUGUUAUUCAUCAUUGUUCGCUUCAUCAUUUUUUAACAUCUGCCCCCUGCCUGCCAUUCUUUGCCCUAAACACAAUAAAAUCUG